AUGGAAACUAUAGAAGAAGAUAACAAUAAUAAUAAUAAUAAUGAUAAUGAUAAUGACCCCAAUUGCAAAGAUAUUAUAAACAAUGAUGGUGAAUACUCUAAAAAUGACAUAUAUAAUGGACUUGGUUUAUGUGAAUUACUUGGAGAGGGAACAUACAUAACAUCAUACAAGUAUAGAGUGCUCAACAAAUCCUUGUUCCCGUCGACCUCUUAUUAUGUAACACUCAACAAAAUCAAAGUCAAGUCAAGUACUGCCACCCAAGGUGACAAUUAUGUUAAAGACCUUGUACAAAGAUUAUAUGAAUAUCAGAUUCAUUGUAAUCAUCCUAAUAUAUCAAGAGUAUUCAAAAUAUAUACCAAGGGUAAACUAAAGAUUAGAGUAUUUAGAGAAUACGGUGAACGUUCAUUAGAGUCACUCUAUGACUACCGAUUUACACCGUUACAAAUUAAAAGUAUUAUGUUUCAAUUGGUACAAGCAGUCAAUCAUCUACACCAAUUUGACAUUGUUCACGGAUCGAUCAUAUCGAGACGUAUACUAUUUACUAGUGGAGUUGUUGGUAAUAUAAACAAAAACAUCGAUCUGCUACCAAUCAAGGUUAAAUUGGUUUACAGUCCAUCACCUUCUAAAUACACUGGAUAUGUUGCACCAGAAAAAUUGGUAGAAUAUAUCAAUGUUGACUAUGACGACGAUAUCAAGUAUCAACAAAAUAAUCAUAUCAAACCAACCAUAUCAUCUGAUAUUUGGGCAUUGGGAAGAAUAUUUUAUAACUUGUUAAAUGGACCCUAUUACCCUUCACACAUACAGUACUCUGAUAUGGUUGGAUAUUUGUACAGUUUAUUUCAAUUAUUAGGUACACCUACCAAAGAAUCAUGGCCAUCUAUCAACUCUAGUUAUUUCCCCAUUUUUAAAGGUACCUCUUUAAUAGACCUAUUACCUCCAUCAACAGACUUACUUGCAAUUAAUUUAUUAAAAAAUAUGUUGGUUUUAAAUCCAGAUCAUAGAAUUGAUACAUUUGCAGCACUGGAACACCCUUACUUUAAAGAUAUUUUACCUCAACCAUAA
This is a messenger RNA of Cavenderia fasciculata, 1062 nucleotides long. RefSeq lists its product as uncharacterized. The record is from RefSeq and is a predicted model, not a curated record. The coding region runs from base 1 to 1062 and encodes 353 amino acids. Lineage: Eukaryota; Evosea; Eumycetozoa; Acytosteliales; Cavenderiaceae. Gene Ontology annotation, biological process: protein phosphorylation. Gene Ontology annotation, molecular function: cyclin-dependent protein serine/threonine kinase activity; ATP binding. The transcript is spliced from 3 exons. Gene Ontology annotation, cellular component: nucleus.